CCCGGCGUCGGACCCAGAGAAGGGGGCGUGGGGAGAGUGCGUACUGGGGUUGCGCUGCGCGACCCCGAGCGCUCGCUGCUCCGCCCGCCUCAGCCUGCAAGUCUCUGCUCCGCUGCUUCUCUGCACCCCGGAUCCAGCUCACCCCAAACCCCGGAGCUCACUCGCCUGUUUGCUGCUGCCGCCGCCGCCGCCGCCUCCUGAGCCAUGACCAGCUGCUUGCAGCUGCAGAACUGCCGGGCCCUGCGACUGGCCUGGCCGCCUACUGGCGCUAAUCCCCGCCCCCGCCCCCGCUGCUCUCUCCCUCUCCCGCCUCUGCCAGCGGGGCCACUAGCCGGGCCCGGCCCCCACCCGCUCCGAGGCUACAGCGGGGGUCCGGCCGGCCUUCCCCAGACCUUGCUGCGCACCGACGCCUUUGUGGGGGGCCGCUGGCUGCCCGCAGCCGCAGGCACCUUCCCGGUGCAGGACCCGGCCAGCGGUGCUCAGCUAGGACGAGUGGCGGACUGCGGGGCGGCCGAGGCCCGGGGGGCCGUGAGCGCUGCCCACCAGGCGUUCUGCAGCUGGAGGGGGGUCUCUGCCAAGGAAAGGAGUUCAUUACUACGAAAGUGGUAUGAUCUGAUGAUAAAGAAUAAAGAUGACCUUGCCAAGAUAAUCACAGCUGAAAAUGGAAAGCCCCUAAAGGAGGCCCAAGGAGAAGUUCUUUAUUCAGCCCUUUUCUUGGAGUGGUUUUCUGAAGAAGCACGACGCAUUUAUGGAGACAUCAUUUAUACCCCUGCAAAGGACAGGAGGGGCCUGGUCCUAAAGCAGCCUGUUGGGGUGGCUGCCAUCAUCACCCCAUGGAAUUUCCCCAGUGCUAUGAUUACCCGAAAAGUAGGAGCAGCUUUGGCAGCCGGUUGCACAGUGGUGGUGAAACCUGCAGAAGAUACACCUCUUUCUGCCCUGGCCCUUGGUGAGCUUGCCAACCAAGCAGGAAUUCCUGCAGGUGUCUAUAAUGUAGUUCCUUGCUCUCGUCAGAAGACUAAGGAAGUGGGCGAAGCUCUUUGCACUGAUCCGUUAGUAUCUAAAAUUUCUUUUACUGGCUCAACAGCAACAGGAAAGAUUCUGUUGCACUAUGCUGCUGACUCUGUGAAGAGGGUCUCCAUGGAGCUAGGGGGGCAUGCCCCAUUUAUCGUGUUUGACAGUGCCAACGUGGACCAAGCAGUGGCUGGGGCCUUGGCUUCCAAAUACAGAAAUUCUGGUCAGACAUGUGUUUGCUCAAAUCGUUUCUUGGUGCAAAAGGGGAUCCAUGAUUCUUUCGUGAAGAAGUUUGCUGAAGUGAUUAAUAGAGAGCUGCGUGUAGGUCAUGGAUUUGAGGAAAGAACCACCCAAGGCCCAUUGAUUAAUGAAAAAGCAGUGGAAAAGGUAGAGAAGCAUGUGAGCGAUGCCGUUUCUAAAGGAGCCACCAUCGUGACAGGAGGGAAGAGGCACAGCUCUGGGAAAAACUUCUUCGAACCAACCCUCCUUAGCAACGUCACCUCAGACAUGCUGUGUUGUCAGGAGGAAACGUUUGGGCCCCUGGCACCAGUUAUCAAAUUUGAUACAGAGGAAGAGGCCCUUGCUAUCGCCAAUGCAAUGGAUGUGGGUUUAGCAGGUUAUUUUUACUCUCAGGACCCAGCCCAGAUCUGGAGGGUGGCUGAGCAGCUGGAGGUUGGCAUGGUCGGAGUUAACGAGGGCCUGCUGUCCACGGUGGAGUGCCCUUUCGGCGGGGUGAAGCAAUCUGGUCUUGGGCGAGAGGGCUCCAAGUACGGUAUUGAUGAAUAUCUGGAACUGAAAUACGUAUGCUACGGUGGCUUAUAGGAGUCAGUCACCAGGUGUUCUUGUAGUCAAGGGGAAGAAAAUCCCUCUACAGUGUAGAGAAAUGCGAUCUAGUAGAUUUUUAAUAAACCUUCAGAGUCCUUCUCAA
This is a messenger RNA of Dromiciops gliroides (monito del monte), 1939 nucleotides long. RefSeq names its product aldehyde dehydrogenase 5 family member A1 (gene ALDH5A1). Bases 205 to 1833 code for a protein of 542 amino acids. NCBI's taxonomy places the organism in Eukaryota, Metazoa, Chordata, Mammalia, Microbiotheria, Microbiotheriidae. The record is from RefSeq and is a predicted model, not a curated record. The transcript is spliced from 10 exons. Gene Ontology annotation, molecular function: succinate-semialdehyde dehydrogenase (NAD+) activity. Gene Ontology annotation, biological process: GABA catabolic process.